This is a messenger RNA of Ixodes scapularis (black-legged tick), 906 nucleotides long. RefSeq lists its product as uncharacterized. The transcript has 4 exons. Lineage: Eukaryota; Metazoa; Arthropoda; Arachnida; Ixodida; Ixodidae. The coding region runs from base 89 to 775 and encodes 228 amino acids. The record is from RefSeq and is a predicted model, not a curated record.
GUUCCUCCCGACGUCGACGGUUCAGAGAAUCCUGGUGGCCCUCUGGCUGCUGGGCAUCAUCGUGCUGCGCACGUCCUACCUGGGAGAGAUGAAGGCCGCCCUGGUGGUGCGAACCGAUCUCUCCAGCAUCCGGGGCAUCGAGGACGUGGCCCGAGACGAUUCCAUCACUCCGAUCGUGCUCCAGAGCUCCGGCUUCUAUUGGCUCUUCAGGACGUCAAAAUCAGAGACGUUCCAGAGGGUCUACAAGAGGAUUCACCGUCGCAGGGGGGACUUGCCGGACAAAGACAUGUUCAGCGUCACGACACUCAAGCGAAUACUUCAGGUGACAUUCUCAUCUUUAUGUGGCAAGGCGGUGAUCAUCAUGAUGCAGACGCCGGUGACAGCGAGUGUGAAGGCCCGCUGCGAGCAGCUUGGAGCCCUGGACGCCGAGUUCUACUACGCGCCCAACCCCAUCUCCCAGAUCCCCAUGGCCAUGUUCAUGCGCAAGGACAUCGACCCCUGGUUCCGCAAUGGCGUCGGGGAACAGAUCGAGCUGCUGCUGGAGCGUGGCUUCAUCCAGAAGUACUACCGAGAUGCCAAGAGCGACGAAGACCCCUGCAGGGCGGAGUCGGCCCAGGGACAGGACAGGGCCCGGUCCUCCUCCCAGCUGGACACGCUCCAGGGGGUCUUUUUCUUCUGGCUGCUGGGCAUAGGCUUCUCCGGAGCCUUCCUGUGCGCCGAGUGCUACUGCCACCGUCAUCGUCGGCCUAAGCUACAGACGUCGGGCUCCAAAUAAGCUGCGCUUAGAGCGUCGGCAACCCAUUCCUCGAUUAUCUCGUGGACGCCGCCAUCUUGCUGCGUAGUGCACAGCAAUAGGAAAUGCCAUUUUCUGAACUUUAGACACGGCGUCCUCGGGCCAUAUCGCUU